AUGAAUGGCGAAAGAAAGAAGAAGGGGAUGGAAGAGGAAGCGGAAGGCACCGACUCUCAAGAGCCCCUCCAUGAACCUAACGAGGUUGAAGACGAGGACGGCUUUCUCCUUGAGGUUGUGGCUGCUCGGAUUGACUUGCAUAGGAGAUUGGAUACCCAAGCGGCAUGCAAAGAUACCGGUACAGAUUUCCAAGGAGGGACACCGGUAUCCACCGAUGAGAAACAAUCUGAAGCACUCAGCGGCCCCUGCGUUUUGAUGGGCAAGACGCUACCUGGCCCGAAUCCUUCCGGAAACUCCGGGAGAGCACCUGUGUCAGAACCAGGUGCAUACGCCGAAGGGGGUAUCAACUGCGAAGGCACACCGAAUGUAGGAUCCACUAGGUCGACUGACAAUAACUUGGAAGAUGGGGCGAUGACGACAAGUGCUAUCUGUGAUACCGGCUUGGAGUCAGUCUCAAUUGUCGUCCGAGCCGACCCUGUGGAUGAAGCGGAUCUGCCUCAUGCUGUGGAAUGGACAACAGAGAUGGCAAACAACGAGCAGAACGGCAGCUGCUUCAAAUUGUUUGUUUGUGGAGCCUUGUUAGUGAUGGUAGCAGUAGUAGUAUUGGCCCUUUCACAAGCGGACAAUGGCAACCCGGCAUCCCUUGAUGCUGCUGGCACAGGGAGCCAAUCCAAGGAACCUACAAUGUCCCCGAUCGAGCAAACGACAUACAGUCCAUCAAUGAUUCCAAGCGAGCUGUUACUUCUGGACCUUCCAGACUAUACAAUUGAGGCAAUCUUGGCGGACGCCCAUUCCCCUCAAGCAAGGGCUUUUCAUUGGCUGCGCCAAGAUCCAUACCUGACAAACUACACACAGAAUCGACGACAUGUACGCAUGGGAUUAGCUGCAUUCUACUACUCCACUGGCGGGGAUGACAGUUGGAUCGAAAACGACAAGUGGCUGGUGUACGACGAACACGAGUGUGACUGGCUAUCACAUUUGCGAAAGAUGCAGUUUUGGGGAGGGCCUGGGGAUCCAUGUGAUCAACAGCGAAACUUUCAAGAACUGGUCCUUUCCUCGAAUGGCUUGGCUGGAAGCAUCCCCGAAGAGAUUGCCUUGCUCUCUAGCCACAUCGGCACCAUAGGCCUUAUUGAUGAACCUAUGCUUCAGGGGCCGUUGCCAUCGACGCUGGGCCUCCUCUCCAACUUGUCAAAUGGGUUGAGAUUGGACAAUGUUGCCAUAACCGGAUUCAUUCCAAGCGAACUUGGCCUGAUGACCUCCACCAGGCAUCUGACGUUCCGGAAUACUUUGCUACAAGGAGCUCUUCCAUCUGAGAUUGGGCUAUUCAAUGCACCGUUUCAAUUCUUUGGACGUGGACGUCGUGUUGGUACAACAAUUGACUUGAGUCAAAACAAGCACCUUUCCAGUAGGCUUCCAUCUGAAAUUGGACUUGUCUCCAACCUCGUUUGGCUCAACAUUGUGGGAAGCAAGAUUGAACCUCCCCUGGACUUUCCAACCGAGAUUGGCUUGUUAGAACAUCUCAGUCAUAUGGUCAUUGAAUCAACGUCGUAUGAAGGAACACUUCCAACGGAACUUGGAGACUUGCAAAGCUUGGAAGUCCUCGAGAUGAAAGAUAACAGUUUCUAUGGAUCUGUGCCCUCGGAACUAGGUCACCUUCAAGGGUUAGAGGUCUUGUCUCUCUCCUACAAUCGUUUGAGCUCCACUCUUCCAACAACAAUGGAGCAUCUUGGUACUCUACGGUCUUUGAAACUGGACGGAAACCCAAGCUUGAGCGGGUCGCUCCCUGAUUCGUUGUUCACGAACCUUGUCAACCUCACCACGUUGCUAAUAGAGGGGACGAGGCUCACUGGAAGCAUACCCGAGGCCAGCUGUGUACGCCUUCUAGACUACAACAUUGAAUGCCCAUUGGUUUGCGGCUGCGAAUGCUCUUGUUCUACUCCAUAG
Seminavis robusta is the source of this 1944-nucleotide messenger RNA. The record is from the annotation of a GenBank genome assembly. NCBI's taxonomy places the organism in Eukaryota, Bacillariophyta, Bacillariophyceae, Naviculales, Naviculaceae.